Myotis lucifugus (little brown bat) is the source of this 7023-nucleotide messenger RNA. RefSeq names its product chromodomain helicase DNA binding protein 1 (gene CHD1). The coding region runs from base 165 to 5294 and encodes 1709 amino acids. Lineage: Eukaryota; Metazoa; Chordata; Mammalia; Chiroptera; Vespertilionidae. The record is from RefSeq and is a predicted model, not a curated record. Gene Ontology annotation, molecular function: DNA binding; ATP binding; histone binding. Gene Ontology annotation, cellular component: nucleus; chromatin. Gene Ontology annotation, biological process: nucleosome organization; regulation of transcription by RNA polymerase II. The transcript is spliced from 35 exons.
CCUUCUUAAUAUGUUUUUUAGGUGAAUCAAAAAGGGUCCCAGGAAACCUGUGUCUGUUGAAGAAAAUUCAUCUGUCAAUUUUUGAUAUUCAAGGAAGAGUAUUUAUAUUCAUCUUUUAAACUGGGAAGAUUUAUAUUCCAUUUUAAAACUUGUUGAUAUUUACAAUGAAUGGACAUAGUGAUGAAGAAAGUGUUAGAAACAGUAGUGGAGAAUCAAGCCAGUCGGAUGAUGAUUCUGGGUCAGCUUCAGGCUCUGGAUCUGGUUCCAGUUCUGGAAGCAGUAGUGAUGGAAGCAGUAGCCAGUCAGGUAGCAGUGACUCUGACUCUGGAUCUGAAUCGGGCAGUCAGUCAGAGUCUGAGUCAGACACUUCUGGAGAGAACAAAGUUCAAGCAAAACCACCAAAAGUUGAUGGAGCUGAGUUUUGGAAAUCCAGCCCUAGUAUUCUGGCUGUUCAGAGAUCCGCAAUGCUCAAGAAGCAGCAGCAGCAGCAGCAGCACCAGCAGCAACAACAACAACAACAACAAGUUUCAUCUAAUAGUGGAUCAGAAGAGGAUUCCUCUAGCAGUGAAGAUUCUGAUGACACAUCGAGUGAGGUCAAAAGGAAAAAGCAUAAAGAUGAAGAUUGGCAGAUGUCUGCAUCAGGAUCUCCAUCUCAAUCUGGUUCAGAUUCAGAAUCUGAAGAAGAAGGAGAUAAAAGCAGUUGUGAUGAAACGGAAUCUGAUUAUGAACCAAAAAACAAAGUUAAAAGUAGAAAACCUCAAAAUAGAUCUAAGUCAAAAAAUGGAAAGAAGAUCCUUGGACAAAAAAAGAGACAGAUUGAUUCAUCCGAGGAGGACGACGAUGAAGAUUAUGAUAAUGAUAAAAGAAGUUCUCGUCGCCAAGCAACUGUCAAUGUGAGCUAUAAGGAAGAUGAAGAAAUGAAAACAGAUUCUGAUGACCUCCUUGAAGUCUGUGGAGAGGAUGUUCCUCAACCCGAGGAAGAGGAAUUCGAAACAAUAGAACGAUUUAUGGAUUGUCGGAUUGGGAGAAAAGGAGCUACUGGUGCUACAACAACCAUCUAUGCAGUUGAAGCAGAUGGUGACCCAAAUGCAGGAUUUGAAAAAAACAAGGAACCAGGAGAAAUCCAAUAUUUAAUUAAAUGGAAAGGAUGGUCCCAUAUUCACAAUACUUGGGAGACAGAAGAAACCCUUAAACAGCAGAAUGUUAGAGGAAUGAAAAAAUUGGAUAAUUAUAAGAAAAAAGAUCAGGAAACAAAAAGAUGGUUGAAAAAUGCUUCUCCAGAAGAUGUGGAAUAUUAUAAUUGCCAGCAAGAACUUACAGAUGAUCUGCAUAAACAGUAUCAAAUAGUGGAGCGAAUCAUUGCUCAUUCCAAUCAAAAGUCAGCAGCUGGUUAUCCUGAUUAUUAUUGCAAAUGGCAGGGCCUUCCAUACUCAGAGUGCAGCUGGGAGGAUGGUGCUCUCAUUUCCAAAAAGUUUCAAGCAUGUAUAGACGAAUAUUUUAGCAGAAAUCAGUCAAAAACCACUCCUUUUAAAGAUUGCAAAGUAUUAAAACAAAGGCCAAGAUUUGUAGCCCUAAAGAAGCAGCCAUCCUAUAUUGGGGGACAUGAAGGUUUAGAAUUAAGAGAUUAUCAACUGAAUGGUUUAAAUUGGCUUGCUCACUCUUGGUGCAAAGGAAAUAGUUGCAUACUUGCUGAUGAAAUGGGCCUUGGAAAAACAAUACAGACGAUUUCAUUUCUGAACUAUUUGUUUAAUGAACAUCAAUUAUAUGGACCUUUUCUAUUAGUAGUACCACUCUCCACUCUCACGUCCUGGCAAAGGGAAAUUCAGACAUGGGCUUCUCAAAUGAAUGCUGUGGUUUAUUUAGGUGACAUUAACAGUAGAAACAUGAUAAGAACUCAUGAAUGGAUGCAUCCCCAGACCAAACGGUUAAAAUUUAACAUACUGUUAACAACUUAUGAAAUUUUAUUGAAGGAUAAGGCAUUCCUUGGCGGUCUAAAUUGGGCAUUUAUAGGUGUAGAUGAAGCACAUCGAUUAAAGAAUGAUGAUUCUCUUCUGUAUAAAACUUUAAUAGACUUUAAGUCCAAUCACCGUCUCCUUAUCACUGGAACUCCUCUACAAAACUCCCUCAAAGAGCUCUGGUCUUUACUUCAUUUCAUUAUGCCAGAAAAGUUUUCUUCCUGGGAAGAUUUUGAAGAAGAGCAUGGCAAAGGCAGAGAAUAUGGUUAUGCAAGCCUCCACAAGGAACUUGAGCCAUUUCUGUUACGCAGAGUUAAGAAAGAUGUGGAAAAAUCACUUCCUGCUAAGGUUGAGCAGAUAUUAAGAAUGGAAAUGAGUGCUUUACAGAAACAGUAUUACAAAUGGAUAUUAACUAGGAAUUACAAAGCCCUCAGCAAAGGUUCCAAGGGCAGUACCUCAGGCUUUUUGAAUAUUAUGAUGGAGCUAAAGAAAUGUUGUAAUCACUGCUACCUCAUUAAACCACCAGACAAUAAUGAAUUCUAUAAUAAACAGGAGGCCUUACAACACUUAAUCCGUAGUAGCGGAAAAUUGAUUCUUCUUGACAAGCUGUUAAUUCGCCUAAGAGAAAGAGGCAAUAGAGUUCUUAUUUUUUCUCAAAUGGUGCGGAUGUUAGAUAUACUUGCAGAGUAUUUGAAAUAUCGUCAAUUCCCCUUUCAAAGAUUAGAUGGAUCAAUAAAAGGGGAGUUGAGGAAACAAGCUCUAGAUCAUUUUAAUGCUGAAGGAUCAGAGGAUUUCUGCUUUUUGCUUUCCACAAGAGCUGGAGGUCUAGGAAUUAAUUUAGCCUCAGCUGACACUGUGGUUAUAUUUGAUUCUGAUUGGAAUCCACAAAAUGAUCUUCAGGCGCAGGCUAGAGCUCAUCGUAUCGGGCAAAAGAAACAGGUGAAUAUUUAUCGUCUAGUUACGAAGGGAUCAGUGGAAGAGGAUAUUCUUGAAAGGGCCAAAAAGAAGAUGGUCUUAGAUCAUCUUGUGAUUCAAAGAAUGGACACAACUGGGAAGACAGUGCUACAUACAGGUUCUGCCCCCUCAAGUUCUACUCCUUUCAAUAAAGAAGAGUUGUCUGCCAUUUUAAAAUUUGGUGCUGAGGAACUUUUUAAGGAACCUGAAGGAGAAGAACAAGAGCCCCAGGAAAUGGAUAUCGAUGAAAUCUUGAAGAGGGCUGAAACUCAUGAAAAUGAACCAGGCCCUUUAACUGUAGGAGAUGAAUUGCUUUCCCAGUUCAAGGUUGCCAACUUUUCAAACAUGGAUGAGGAUGACAUUGAGUUGGAACCUGAACGAAGUUCAAAGAAUUGGGAAGAAAUCAUUCCAGAAGAUCAAAGAAGACGAUUAGAAGAGGAAGAACGACAAAAAGAACUUGAAGAAAUUUAUAUGCUUCCAAGAAUGAGAAACUGUGCUAAGCAGAUUAGUUUCAAUGGAAGUGAAGGGAGGCGCAGUAGAAGCAGGAGAUAUUCUGGAUCUGAUAGUGAUUCAAUCUCAGAAAGGAAAAGGCCAAAGAAACGUGGAAGACCACGGACUAUCCCUCGAGAGAAUAUUAAAGGAUUUAGUGAUGCAGAAAUUCGGCGGUUUAUCAAGAGUUACAAGAAAUUUGGUGGCCCUCUAGAAAGAUUGGAUGCAAUAGCUCGAGAUGCUGAAUUAGUUGAUAAGUCAGAGACAGACCUCAGACGACUAGGAGAAUUGGUGCAUAAUGGUUGCAUUAAAGCUUUAAAGGAUAAUUCUUCAGGAACAGAACGGACAGGUGGUAGACUUGGAAAAGUAAAGGGUCCAACAUUCCGAAUAUCAGGAGUACAAGUGAAUGCCAAGCUAGUCAUCUCCCAUGAAGAAGAAUUAAUACCAUUGCACAAAUCCAUUCCUUCAGAUCCAGAAGAAAGAAAGCAGUAUACUAUCCCAUGCCAUACAAAGGCUGCUCAUUUUGAUAUAGACUGGGGCAAAGAAGAUGAUUCCAAUUUGUUAAUUGGCAUAUAUGAAUAUGGAUAUGGAAGCUGGGAAAUGAUCAAAAUGGAUCCUGACCUCAGUCUAACACACAAGAUUCUUCCAGAUGACCCUGAUAAAAAACCACAAGCAAAACAGUUGCAGACUCGGGCAGACUACCUCAUCAAAUUACUUAGUAGAGAUCUUGCCAAAAAAGAAGCUCAAAGACUUUCUGGUGCAGGAGGUUCAAAGAGGAGAAAAGCAAGAGCUAAGAAGAAUAAAUCCAUGAAGUCUAUAAAGGUGAAAGAGGAAGUAAAGAGUGAUUCUUCUCCUCUGCUCUCAGAAAAAUCCGAUGAAGAUGAUAAGUUGAGCGAAUCAAAAUCUGAUAGCAAGGAAAGAUCCAAGAAAUCUUCAGUGUCUGAUCCUCUAGUUCAUAUUACUGCAAGUGGUGAACCAGUUCCCAUAUCUGAAGAAUCCGAAGAACUGGAUCAGAAGACAUUCAGCAUUUGUAAAGAAAGAAUGAGGCCUGUCAAAGCAGCUUUGAAACAACUUGAUAGGCCUGAGAAAGGCCUUUCAGAAAGAGAACAACUAGAGCAUACUAGACAGUGUUUAAUAAAAAUUGGUGACCAUAUCACGGAAUGUCUGAAAGAAUAUACAAAUCCUGAACAAAUCAAGCAGUGGAGAAAAAACCUGUGGAUUUUCGUAUCUAAGUUUACUGAGUUUGAUGCAAGAAAAUUACAUAAGUUAUAUAAGCAUGCUAUUAAAAAACGGCAGGAAUCUCAGCAAAAUAAUGACCAGAACAUCAACGUGAAUGUUCAAGUGAUUAGAAAUCCAGAUGUGGAAAGAUUAAAAGAGAAUACAAAUCACGAUGAUAGCAGCAGAGACAGUUACUCUUCUGAUAGACACUUAUCUCAGUAUCAUGAUCAUCAUAAAGACCGACAUCAGGGAGAUUCUUACAAAAAGAGCGACUCUAGGAAAAGGCCCUAUUCUUCUUUUAGUAAUGGAAAAGAUCAUCGUGAUUGGGAUCACUACAAGCAAGACAGCAGAUAUUAUAAUGAUAGAGAAAAACACAGAAAACUGGAUGAUCACAGAAGUAGAGAUCACAGGUCAAAUUUGGAAGGAAGUUUAAAAGAUAGAUCUCAUUCAGAUCAUCGCUCUCAUUCAGAUCAUCGGUCAAGUUCUGAAUAUACACAUCAUAAAUCUUCCAGGGAUUAUAGGUAUCACUCAGAUUGGCAAAUGGACCACAGAGCUUCCAGUAGUGGGCCUAGAUCACCACUAGAUCAGAGGUCUCCUUAUGGCUCCAGAUCUCCAUUUGAACAUUCAAUUGAACACAAAAGUACACCUGAGCAUACCUGGAGUAAUCGGAAAACAUAACAAAAACUGAUAUUUUGUCAUUCUGGACUUUUCUUUUAGCCAUAUAUCAUAAACCAACACAGUAAUUGCCUUACAUGACUUGAAAGAUAUAAACAGAUCUUCUAUCAGUAGCAGUAUUGUUACUUCUUUCCAGGAUGCAAGGUCUAUUAUCCCAACAGAAGAGAAAAUAUUUUUAUAUUUAAGGAUUAUGCUGCACUGUGCUACAAAUAUUGUAGUACUUUUUUUUUUUCUUUUUUAAAGAAAUGAAAAAUGUUUACUCUUACAGGGACCUCAACACUGCCCUUCCAUAUAGGCUGGAUAAACUGUUUUUAAGUCAGUGAUUUUAGACUGACCUCCAUUUAAAUUAUGUUUGUAUAUGAACUUUACUCUGACCUGUGAUCAUGUUUCAGGAAGGAAUGAAAGAGAGUUCUUUUCUUAAUAAAGAAAAAACACUCAAGGAUUUUGUUCACUUUCCAAAGCUACUUGUUUACAUUGUACACUGCGACCACCUUGCCGCUUUUCAUCACAAGCUUGAAUAUUUAAAUUCUGUACUUAUAUCUGUAAAAUAGCCAGGAACUUCCUGUUUGUGAUCUAUUAUUAUGCCUUUUUACAUACACAGAAAUUGACUGUAAAUUAUUGUAAAUAGAUUAAAUGAGCUUUCCUUACUUCCUUCCCUUUCUCAGGCUUUUUUUGACUGUUCCUUUCCCUACCAACUCAGGCCUUCUUAUUGUUUAAAAAAAAUCAGUGUAACAACACUUUUUAAUGAUUUGUCUUGAUGGAAUCAUUGUUUAGAAUGUAAAAAAUGGGGAAAGGGGCUACUUAAUUCCAUUAGUCCUCUUUUUAUAUUGAUUAUUUUAUUAGAUACAUGUUAUUUCUUUCCUUUUACAUUUUUAUUUUAUUUUUUGGUCAGUAGUGUGUAUGUAGUAGCAAAAUGGUGAGAUAAUAUGUAAAAUCUAAACUGCAUGCUCUGGAAACAUUUUCAGAUGCAUUUGGUUUAAAAGGGGUAAGUGUAUGAACACUUUCAGAAUUCAAAAUGGCCAAAAGUUAUUGUAAAUCCAUUUGUUUUCCCUUUUCAUGUGGGCAAUAAUGUCAAAUGUGCUAUGCAGUCAGGUAACAUUUUAGAUAAACUUGAUUGACUUUUAUAAUAUAACUGUUACAAUGCACACUGAUUGUAUAUAAAAACCUUAUAUAUGACAAAUUAAAUUUAAGAAAAAGGAUAUGUGGGCUCCUGUAAUUUUCUGCUGCAUUUUUAUUCACUCAUUUAAGAAAAAAGGCACUUAACUUUUUUUUUUAAGUAGUAACAUUUAGCUGCCAGAAAAUGGAUAUUUUGGUAAGCAGUUGAAUAUAGUUAAUGUAUAGCACUGCAACUAAAUCUAUUUUGAGGACCAUAUGAAUCUAUGACGUAAAAUUUAGGUCAUAGGAGUUUUUGUUGGCCUCUUUUUGGUUUUCUGCAGAUAUUAUUUCAAAAUGCCUUAUAUUUAUUCAUAGAUUUUUAUUUUGUUAUAUUCAAUGGGAAUUUUUGACUCGUGUAGCAUACAUUUUUGGAUGUGUGCUGUAAUGUAACAAAUUUGAAUCUUUGACAAAUAUAUUGAUAUAUUCCAAUAAUAUUCUUAAGUGUGUCCCUAUUGAUUUAGGUGUGGGAGCAAUCUACAGAAAUUUGUUCAUAGAUGUAUUUUUAAAAUAUUUUCUGUUUAUCCAAUUAGGUCUAAAAUUUACAUUAAGGGUACAAAAUAAAGCUUGCUUUCCAUUU